UCCGGGCGAUGCUGCUGGGCUCCUUGGCGAUGCUGCUGCUGCUCCCGCUCCGCCUGGUGUUCUCCGAGGAGCCCGUGACGCCGGCCGGCCAGAAGUGCAACACCAUCUACAAGGGGUUUGCCGAAUGCCUGAUCCGGCUCGGGGACAGCAUGGCGCAGAGCGUCCAGCAGCCGCAACCGCCGCAGGGACCGGGCAGCGACCAGGAGCAGCAGGAGCUGGACACCAUCUGCAAAUCCUGGGACGACUUCCACACCUGCGCGACCCAAGUGUUGUCCAGCUGCCCUGAGGAAGCGGCCAACAUCUGGGAGUCCCUUCGGAAAGACUCCCGGAAGACCCAGUUCCAGGGCAACCUGCACGACCUCUGCAGCUCCCGGGCCCAGCUGGCGGGCAACGGGCGGGCCUCGGAUGUGGGGGAGACCAACAAGGAGACCUUGCGGGGAGCGGCCCCGCGGCCCCCCUCCAGCCCUCUGGCCGCCCUGACUCUCGUGGCCGUGGCGGCUCUCGUGUCGUGCGCCUAACCCGGAAGCCAAGCCGGGAGGAGACCUCCCUCCCACUCCCACUCCCACUCGCUGUGGGGCAGAGUGCUGGCCCGGCACCCCCGUUUCCAGAGAACCGAACCAUGACUGAUGCAUCUCCUGAUGGCAGGGACGGGUGGCCCACUGUGUGGAAGAGGCCGGGGCUUACCUGUGUUGCACCUGCCCUGCUCGGAGAAGCCGCGUGGUGUGAAAGGUGAUGCGCCUCUCCGUACGCACUUGGUCUUUCUCGCGGGCGCUCCCUCUCCCCAACCUCCUCCGUCCUUUCUUCUCUACAAACCACUCCAGGUAGAAGAUUUUUCGGUGUCAUGAAAAAGCAGCACAUCCUACACUAUGAGUUUACUCUAAAUUGGAUCCAGAUUGACAUAAAUCCCAGUAGCUUCAA
Anolis sagrei ordinatus is the source of this 918-nucleotide messenger RNA. The record is from RefSeq and is a predicted model, not a curated record. NCBI's taxonomy places the organism in Eukaryota, Metazoa, Chordata, Lepidosauria, Squamata, Anolidae.